CGAACCCAUAACGCCCUCUUUUUCUUCGUCCACAUUGACGGAAGGUGCAACUGUCCUUGGUCGUGCCAAUCCAGGCUCAUCCAACACUUAUUCGUCAACAUUAGAUAUUGAAGUUAACACAAAAGUACCAAAAUGCCCCCAAAAUUCGAUCCAAAUGCUAUUCAUGAAAUUUUUGUCCGAGCUGUAGGAGGGGAAGUCCCAGCAACAGCAUCCUUGGCUCCUAAAAUUGGUCCCAUGGGUUUGUCUCCCAAGAAAAUUGGUGACGACAUUGCAAAAGGAACAACAGAUUGGAAGGGACUAAAAAUUACUGUCAAAUUAACGAUCCAGAAUCGACAGGCUAAAGUCUCGGUCGUUCCCAGUGCUGCUGCUCUGAUUAUCAAGGCUUUGAAAGAACCACCACGAGACCGAAAGAAGGUUAAAAAUGUGAAACACAGUGGUAACCUGACGUUAGAAGAUAUUAUCAAUAUUGCCCGACAGAUGAAACAUAGAAGUAUGGCUAAAUCUCUUGCUGGUACCGUUAAAGAAAUUCUAGGUACAGCACAAUCAGUAGGAUGUACCAUCGAGAAAUCUCAUCCACAUACAGUCAUAGAAAAUAUUGAUGCUGGGGAGGUUGAAAUUCCAGACGAGUAAAUCUGGUGAUGGAAGAAGUCAUGAAGAUUUUUUUACUUGUAAAUAAAAUUUUCUUGAUUCAA
This is a messenger RNA of Lottia gigantea (owl limpet), 692 nucleotides long. RefSeq lists its product as hypothetical. Gene Ontology annotation, biological process: translation. Gene Ontology annotation, molecular function: large ribosomal subunit rRNA binding; structural constituent of ribosome. Gene Ontology annotation, cellular component: cytosolic large ribosomal subunit; ribosome. Lineage: Eukaryota; Metazoa; Mollusca; Gastropoda; Lottiidae. The coding region runs from base 133 to 630 and encodes 165 amino acids. The transcript is spliced from 6 exons. The record is from RefSeq and is a predicted model, not a curated record.